AUGCAACCGCAAGCCGAGCCGAGCCUCUCAGCUGCAGUGACCGGUGCAGCAAGCCCAAGCGCCUCUCCAGGCAAGGAGCCCUCGAACGCUGCUGUACCCAUGCAGACGUCGCACUAUAUGAACAUGAACAUGAACUUGAACAAAAUGGACGAGUAUGACUCCGCAAAGCUAACGAGGCAUGCUGACAAUGUUGCUACUGAUGAAUGGAUGCUCCCCCCCAUGACAAAGCUAGACAGACCGCAGAUGAGACCGAUAGCCGAGGGCGAAUAUGCUGCUCAGUCGUCGCAGCCUCAACUCGAUCACAGGCUCAGCGGCCUGAAUUCUUCCAUCAGCCGCCCUCACCGGCAUCGUCGUACCGAAUCCGCAGCAAGUAUUGCCAGCGCGGCUAGCAUCGCCGAUAUCAAUAUCGAAGAGACGCGAACCGACACGGGCGUCACUGGCGAAGAGAUUGCUCAGUUCAUCCAAGGACCAGAGACGACGGAUGGCAAGUGGACCUGUUUGUUUGAUGACUGUGGGAAGCAGUUCGGUCGCAAAGAAAACAUAAAGUCCCACAUCCAGACCCAUCUCAACGACCGCCAAUAUCAGUGCCCAGCCUGCCAGAAGUGCUUUGUUCGCCAGCACGAUCUCAAGAGACACGCCAAGAUUCACACCGGCAUCAAGCCUUAUCCUUGCGACUGCGGCAACAAAUUUGCGCGCCACGAUGCUCUCACCAGACACCGUCAACGAGGCAUGUGUGUCGGCGCUUUUGAUGGAAUUGUGCGGAAGAAUGUGAAGCGCGGACGCCCCAAGAAGAUGCGCCCAGAGAUGGAUGCGCGCCUGGAAAAAUCUUCAAAGACCAGAAGAAAGAACAACAUGUCCAUUAGCUCCAUCUCUUCCUUUUACUCGGACGUUUCCAUCGCCAAUUCGCCCAACUACGAACUUGACGUGCUCAGCGAGGUGUUGGAUAUGGCAAUCGAGGCCGACGCAGAGCCAAUGCGCCCGCUCUCAUCAGCACCCAUGCCUAGCAUGCCCAAUCCAGCAGCCAGCAGCAUUGUCACAUCCCCUUCAGAAGCCAGCGUACACUCAUACGUGUCCCCGGAAGCAAUCAUGGAGAGAGCCUCACAUCCGUCUUCUCCUGGCAAGAGCACAUCAAGCCAAUACAACACACCGCCGGGUCUCUCUCAGUCAUCGUCGUCACCCCCAUCAACGCAUUUCUUCGACUUGGAACCGGUUACGACAACGGCGAGGACUGACGACGUCGUCAGCUACUCCGCCCCCGGAAUGAUGAUGAAUAUGACAUCGAUGGGUGGACCUAUGCCUCUGAGUAUGAAUGAACAAGAGGAAGACUUGCUUCGCCAAUUCACCAACGACGACAGCUUCAUUCCACUGGACCGGGACCCGAGCCUAAUAAUGAUGCCCAAAUUCGACGAGUUCAACGGCGUAGCCGUUAGCAUGAUCAACGAAAACGGCUACUACUUCUAA
Molecule: messenger RNA, 1461 nt
Organism: Trichoderma gamsii
Lineage: Eukaryota; Fungi; Ascomycota; Sordariomycetes; Hypocreales; Hypocreaceae
Exons: 1
Coding region: 1-1461 (486 amino acids)
Cellular component (GO): nucleus
Source: RefSeq, a predicted model, not a curated record